Messenger RNA from Quercus lobata, 2159 nucleotides. Its product is annotated as zinc finger BED domain-containing protein RICESLEEPER 2-like. NCBI's taxonomy places the organism in Eukaryota, Viridiplantae, Streptophyta, Magnoliopsida, Fagales, Fagaceae. Gene Ontology annotation, molecular function: protein dimerization activity; DNA binding. The transcript has 2 exons. The record is from RefSeq and is a predicted model, not a curated record. The coding region runs from base 129 to 1883 and encodes 584 amino acids.
ACACGCUUCAAAUUCCCAAUAGUAUAUAAGGUUUGUGGUUCUGAAGCAUUACCAAACACACCUUAUUAUAUUUUACAAUCCUUCUUGCUCAUCAAACCAAUUCCAUUUUCUCUGCCCGUGAACCAGAUAUGGAGGCAGAUAAUGAAAAUCAUCAGACUAAUGUUGUUGAAAGUGACAAUGAUGCUUGUGGUCAUGAAUGUGACCAUGGAAACUCUCAUGGAUCCUCUUCGGAUGGUGAAAAUAGCGUUAAUGAUGAUUAUGAUUUUGAGCAAAGAAAUGCUAGCCGGUUUCUUGGACUUUUGACAUGCUCUAAUGAUGUGUUGCCUCUAGAGGGGAUGUUUAUGCAUACGUUGCGUAUUAGAGAUCCAGUAUUUGAGAGAGUGAGUUUUGAUUCUAUAAAAGAUGACUGCUUGAUACAUUAUGAGAAAAUGAAAGAGACUGCUGAACAAGUAUUGAGAAAUUUUGAUGGGCAGAUUAGCCUCUCAGUAGAUAUACUAAGAUGUCGAAAGGCUUAUGAGUACAUGUGCCUAAAAGCCCAUUUUAUUACUGAAGAUUGGAAUUUGGGGAAUUGGGUUCUCAAUUUCCGUCGUAUAAAUGCAACGUGGGAGGAUGAUUGCCUUGAUGGAGCUAUUUUGAAGGCUCUGAGGGGCUGGGACAUUGGGAACAAGAUAGCCAGCAUUACAUUUCUAACUGACUGGGUGUAUGAUGAAGGGAUUGACAAUGUCAAAGAAUAUGUCCAAGAAAUGAAGAAGCUCCAAUUUAAUGAUCAGAUAUUUCGUCUGUAUUGCUGUGCUGACAUUUUCAAAUCUAUGGUGCAAGAUGCAUUUAAAGUGAUAUCGGGAACGAUUCGCACAAUUGAUGAACUAAUGUACUCUGGGAAACCAUCCUAUCUGUGGGAUCUUGCAUAUGACAGGCUAAAGAUGGCUUUAGAGUGUGAGGCUAAGGAAGAAUUUGGCAAAGAAGAGUAUGACAACUGCGACAAGCCAUCUGCUGAUGAGUGGAAGAAAGUUGAAGGAAUUUGUAAACUCUUAGAGAGCUUAUAUAAUGCAGCAAAAGCUCUAUUUGAAACAAAAGAUGCAACGGCAAACAUCUAUCUCCAGAAUCUUCGAGAGGUACGGGCAACUUUGACCAAGGAGGCUAAUUCUUCAGACAGUUUUAUUAGAGAUGUGGCUGCAAAAAUGCAUGAGAGGUUUGAGGAGUAUUGGAAGAAUAUGUUCUUCGUGUUGGCAAUUGCUACAGUGAUGGAUCCUCGGUGUAAGAUAACAUACUUUGAGUUCUCAUCCACAAAAUAUGGUGGUAAUGAUGACAACACUGAAGUUUCUACCAUGAUUCUGGCCAUCCGCAGUCUUUAUGACAAUUAUAAUAUCCAAUUUCCUGAGACUGAGAAUCGUGUAAGCAAUCCUACUUCUUCUGAUUCAGGAGGUGAGUCUCCCAGGCAAGUUAAGCGAGGGCGUCUUAGUUCUGAUGAUAGUUCUAACCAUUUACAAGAUUACCAGAAGUUCAUUGAAUCUACUAAUCAGCCUCUGAAGUCAGAGAUAGAUAUGUAUUUGGAAGAACCUGUCUUACCGUGGACCCAGGAUUUUAACAUAUUGAGUUGGUGGAGAGCUGCAAGCCCAAGGUAUCCUAUCCUUUCCAGGAUUGCUCGUGAUUAUUUGCCAGUUCCCAUGUCUGUUGUCACUUCCAUGGAUGCAUUUUUUACCAUUGAAAGAGAAAUUAGUCCACGUUAUGCCUCCUUAAAACCAGACUUGAUGAAUGCCAUAAUGUGUACUCGGAGUUGGUUCCCUGAUGAACUCAAAUCCGUAGUUGUUUCUUCUCUGGGUUUUGAGGAAAUGCUGGAAGAAAUGGAUUUUGCAGAAGAUUUGUAUUUGAGCCUGAGGCAUUAGAACGAAAGCAUUUUGAUGGUUCUUGUGGCUCACACUUUUUGUGUUAAGACUUCGUAACUCUAGUUACUUUAGUAAAUGCAUAUUAUACUACUGAAUAGAGAUUGGUCGAACUUUGGCUUUAUCUGUAAAGAAUGCUUGGUGUUUUGUCCAUGGUUGUGUCCUGGUGUCAAGUCAGCUAUUUCUUUUGUUCCCUUUUAAGUGACGCAGGAUGAUUUGGUAGAGCAAAUGUAACAGGCUGAAGAUUUAUGAUACUAAAAUCAAGCAUUUUCUCUAAUA